AUGUCACAUUUACUUUGGUCAUGUCAUUUGUGUUGUUUGUGAAAUAGUUGCUUACAGAAAGCAUUAUAAGCAGGCAACAGCAAUAUUUUACAUUAUUAUUUCAAACAGAUAACCAACAUCGAUGUAAAAAUGCCAUUAACAAAAACGGAAGCACUAAAAGAAACUGUGACGGUGUUAAUUAAUGCUAUAGGAGAUAAGGAGAACUCAGUCAACAAUGUUGUCAUAAAGUCCCUCACGAAGAUAGCGAAUAACUACCCGAAUGAAGUGAUUGGUAUAUUUUGCGACUAUUACAAGAAUGCGACGUUCAUCACUAGUACACAUUUGGGAAAUGUUGUAAAAGUCCUAGAGCAAACAUGCGUGAACCAAGUAAAGCGCCUGGACAAGGCCAUAGCAGAAGAGUUGACAAGCAACGUGCUCCGCAUAAUGACAGAGAACUCUGAGCCAGAUCCUGCCGUGCAGAUAGGGGCGUCGGCAGUGCUGGUUGCGAUCGGACAUGAGCAUCUGGAUUUGGUCCUCCGAUCGCUCAUAAACCAGCUGCCAGCAUCUUCAGUGCCUCACUACACGAUUGCACACACGCUGGGCACGUUGGCAGCGGUCAACACACGUGCAACAGUGCCACAUGUUAAGGAGGUGCUGUCCAGGAUGCUGCCUCUGCUGCCGCUGCUGCGUCAGAACGCCAACAAGCAGGCCUUUGCUUACGCAUUCGGCCACUUCGCAGUCGCCGUAUCAGAGCAGAUCGGCGACAACGUCGAAAACGACAACAUAACCUCCAUCAAAGACAACUUUGUCACCGAAUUCUCACUCAUAUUCGACGUCUUAUACAACCAAUGGCUACCUUCAAAUGAGCCUAGAGUCGCCGAGUCCGUGCUGGAGGCUUUAGGCCCCAUUACUAGACUCAUAUCUGAAAGACAGUUUAACGAUACUGUCAAUAAAUUCAUGCUUUCAUUGCUCAGUCUUUACAGAAGAUCGCACCUGAAUCUAUAUUACGUCAGUCAAUGUAUAUCGUAUUUACUCACACCAUCGGCUCUCAACCCGAAACUUACUUUGCAAGACAGCGUAAUAACCUCUAUAAAUCAUGUCCUCUUUAAUUUAGUUCUCUUAGAGCCUGAUUACGAUCAGCCGCAUACAGUGAAAAAUCAUUUUGAAGUACUACGUUGCUUCGAUCAUAUGACCACGCAGUUUCCUGACCAUACUGUCGAAGGCCUCUUACAUCAGUGUAAGAAUAAUCAGGAGAAGGACAGAAUGAAAGCUGUCAUCGUUCUCACUCAUCUGAUCACGUCUUCACAAAUAUUUAUCGAAAGAUUCGCUGCGAAGUUUAUAGUUUUACUCAAAAUUAUGAUUGCGAACGAGCAAGGGUUAAAAAUGAAAAAGUUACUCGUCAAAGCGAUUGUAGGAUUGGUUUAUAGAAACUGUAUAACUGUUGCGGAAGAUUUUGCUAUGGUCGAGUUCAUAAUAAAACAUUGUGGCUUCGAACCAGUAGGGAAUAUCCCUAAGCAUGAGCUCACAGAUUUGCACGAUACGUGUAAGAGUUCGCUAGUGCUGAUGUGCAAUACUGUGACCAGCGUAAGAACUCCUCUACGUAAUUUACUGCUCAACGCUUUGACAGUCGAAGAGUUCACUCCUUCCAUGUCAACCGUAAGCCAUUGCUUGACGUCUUUGCUCCAGAAUAAUUCAGAUGUCAUUGUUGAAGAUCAAAACGAGAAAGCUGUUGAACUAAAAUGCUCUCCAGACCUUGUUUUUAUUCGAUGCAUUACCCAUAUAGCUGUCCCUGAGGAGAUCGAGAGGAAUAGGAACUUAUUGUUGUUUUUAGAGGAAUAUUCAGGAGAUGUUCAUAAGAAUUUAAAGAACUCCUGGACUGUUGAGAUUCAGAGGCUUUUAAAGUUUGUAGAAAAGAACGAAUCUCAAGAUCAAUGGCUUGGAAUGUUGCUUGAUCUCUUAGUGUCAGCAGUGGAACAGGUGAACAAUAAUAAUUGGGUAGAGACGAUUGCCACUUUACUAUCCCAACAGAUAAACGGAAAAAAGCAGGGAAAUAUGAUUAAAGGAGUAUCUCUUCAGUAUUUAGCUAUUCUUUCCUGCCACAUGUCUAAUGCUGCUGUUGUGGAAAAAGUCCUAAAACUAAUUCUACAUCAGUUGAGAUCAAUACCUUUGGAGAUUUCUGAUUAUGUCAGUGAAGCUAUAGGUAUAGCUUCAAGACAGCAUGGAGAAUUUGUGGUAAACGAGCUAGAUGCAGCUUACAAGGACAAUGAAGCUCGAAGAAGCAGCAAAUUGCUUCAUUUCUUAUCACCAAGAGCGUCUAGAAGCGACGCUGAGCUUGGCAUCGUUAAAUACACCAUCAUUAUUUGUUACGGAAAAGUAGCUCACAAUUGCUUGGAUGUCCACGUUUUAGCAAGACUCGGGGAGAAUGUAACGGCGAUUUUGUAUGAGAUUCUAAAGUCUAAUCCGCAGUUUGACUUAUGUAAAGCCAGUAUAACGACACUUUACGAAAUAAGCAAAGCAUUAUAUCCAGCGUCGCAUCAUAAUAUCACUUUAAGGAACAGAUGGCAAUUGCUUAACGCCGUUUUAGAGCAGAUCUACAACUCAAACCUAGAGAAACGUAAUGUGGAACUGUAUCCUAUGAUUGUAAAAGCUUCUAAAGCGCUAACUAAACUACAAAAAGGUAUACUACCUGAAGAAAGAAAUACAAUUCUCCGCGUUUUAUUCAACAGCGUCUUUGGAGAAUUAUCCUCUUAUAAAAGGAAAUAUCAAAUGGAAGGGAAUGGAGAUAGAAACGAUCUCCUAGCUAAGACUUUAAAUGACAGCUUGUCAUUAUUACAUAGACUUAUCCAAGAACUGAUUAUACAAUCGACUUGUCUUAGCACAAUCGAUGAUUUAAUCGGACUGUUAAUCGAAUGGUUUCGACACGAAAAUGAUGAAAUUAGAACUGCAUCAAUACUGAUCUUACAAGUCAUGUUUGACACUUACAUCAAAAACGUUAAACUCAACUAUGAAACUCCAAGCAAGUUUGGCCAGAUGGGUUAUCUACUUGGACUAAUCGUCCCAGGCAUCGCUGACACCAACUUCCCAGUCAGACUAACGACAAUAGACUGCAUAAAACUGAUCAUACAAAUCCAAGACUUAUACGAAGGCCACACAAUAGAACCUAACGAUGAAUGCAUGGCCGAUUUAGCUGAAAUGCAGAAGAAUGUCCUCACGAAUGAUUUAGGAAUGAUAAAUGAUUACUGCAUGGUGUUAUGCGACGUUAUAUCUCCAAAAAUCCCUCAUCAUCACACAAUGCAGUUCGUGGAAAGUUUGCUGGAAGGUUAUGACGAUCAGGAGUUGAGAAGUGAGGGGAUUAGUGCGGUUUUAGACGCCCUGUUUAUUAAGCGAGGUCAGGAUCUGUUCCAGUGUAUAGAGAGGAUAGUGGAAGUGGUGCUGGGGACUAUGGACCGGAUGGGGGAGGUGUCGAGAGAGAAGCUGAUGGCGCCUCUGCUGUCGUUGUCGGGGCAUCACACUAAUGCGGUUACUGCUAUGUUGUUGGCGCAGAGGCUGCCUUUUAAAGAAUCUGUAGUCAGUUGCUGGCGCCAUCUAGCGCGAGAGGAGCGCCUAGCGAAUGCCAUUGUGGAUAACUUCCUACGUCUAAUGGGAUCUAUAGAGCUUUACGAGGACCCGUAUCACAUUACAGAGAAUCAUAUCGCGGCGUUACAGCCUUUGACUCUAAUAAGCGCCCUCGGAGAAAUGCUUCAAGAGGAAACCAUGAACCCGAUCUGCGAGUCCAAAUUCACGGACCUUUUCGCUGUGCUCUACACAACAUUAGCCUGUUAUAUAGAGGCCGAGCCUCCAGCCUACGCACCGGCUCAAAACAAGUCACAAGAGCGCUUUGGGUUCAUACCGAAUAGAGAUUUGAUUAGACUGUCGCCUGCAAAGAUCACUAUUAACACGUUUAAUGCUUUCUUGGAUAGAUCGGGGUGUUCUAAGGUGAAAGAAGCCUGCUCCCUCUGUCUAAGCGUCGAGCACGGCGAACCAAGCACGACCAUUCUCGAACUAGCCCCCAUACUAAGUUCAUCCAUCGCUCGCUGCAAACCGGCUUUAUUACCUAAACUAGUAUCCCGAGUGGCUGAACAUGCAAGGAGCGCUUUACCUCCGCAGAGAGCCGCGGCGCAUGCUGCCGCUCAUGCUGCGCUCACUUACAGAUGCAACGACAACCCAGUCCUCAUAGAAACAGUCCUGGCCAUCCUGAGCAUCGGUUGGAAGGACGAGCACCCGCGCGUGCGGGCGACGUGCCUGCGCGGCGCGGCGGGCGUGGCGCAGCUGCGGGCGGAGCACCGCGCGCAGGCGCUGCCCGGGGCGCUGGCGGCGUUGAGUCAGGGCGUCGAUGCGCCCGUUACCAUAAAAUCAACAGAAAACGUGCCUCUAGCUGCCAUCCAAGGCCUAAGCCGCCUGCUCCUCGACCUUGACAAACUAGACAAGGAACACGACAGGGAACUCCUCUCAAUCUCCCAGAAAAUACGACCAUUCAUGAACACGGAGUCCGGACAGCUUCGAGAGUGUUCUAUUAGGCUGUUCGGUAUUAUAGCAGGGCUGGUUAAGGGCGAGCUGGUCGAGCAGGCCGUAAGCUCGCUGCCUUGUUUCCUGCUGCAUUUGUGUGAUAACAACCCUGCUGUUGUUAGGGCAAGCAAAUUCACCCUCAAGCAGAUAUUCAAGAUCUUCAACGUAAAGAAAUCAAAUGAUCUCAUCCAAACGCAUUUACUAGACGAAGGGCGAUUGUACCUGGACGAGUUUCUAUCUGCGUUGCUACGUCAGUUGGCGGACGAGAUGCCAAGCAGCGUGGCCAAGUGUAUCCAGAGCAGUGUCAACUAUUUACAUUGUGCAAGGGAAGAUAUGAAGCCCCAUCCGCCUUUGUUGAUAGGCCUCCUCUACGCAGAGCUCCACCGCAUAUCGGAGAAGCACCCUGACGAAGUAGACCUCGACCCCGACGUGACGGCCACCGCCAAGACCCGCCUGCUGGCCCUCAUCAAGGACCCCAACCCCAUAGUCCGACAGAACUCCGCCUUGGCCCUGGCUAAUAUAUGCCUGGUUGAGGCGAGCGAUUGACCCCCACAAAUAUAUUGUUACAAGGGUGUUCAGUUUAACAAACGAUUUUAAAUACAUGUGACGUUUUCAACCAAAAGGUACCACAUUGUCGAUAAGGUUGAUUUCGAAUUGAAACUAUAUGGAAAUAGCGCCUUAUUGACAACCGACAAUAAGUACCCUUUUGGUUGAAAAUGGCACACAUGUUUACUGUUAUGUGUAAUAAACGAAAACAAAAUGCUCUCCUGAUCAAAAUACAUAUUAUGGAGUUUGCAAACAUUUGUCUGACGCGGGAUAAACUACAGUUUUGUGUCAAAAACUUCACUUUCUGACACAAUUUAUUGAACUACAAUGUUUACUUUUAAACGACUUGUAAUAGUUUUGUGUCAAAAAGUUUCUGACACAAUUUAUUCAAGUAAUACGUCAUCUGGCUCUCAUCAAGAACGCCAUCCCCAUCGUCCGGCAGAAGUCCGCCUUGACCCUGGCUAAUAUACCUAUAUGUCUGGUUGAGGCGAGCGAUUGACCCGUGACGAUUUAUUAGUGUUCAGUUUAGCGAACGAUUUUAAAUACAUGUUUACUGUUAUAUGAUGUGAAAUAUAAUGUAUAAUAAAAUAAACGAACACAAAAUGUUCUUAACAAAAAUUUCUUACUUUGGAGUUCGCGAACAUUUGUCUGAUGCUCGCGGGAAAUGCUUCAAAUGCUAUGUUAAAAUUUAGUUGCGUCGUGAGUCUCGUCUCUUGAUUGUCAUCAAGGAAAAUAGAAGAAUUAUACAGGAUGGCUAAAAAAUAAGUGCCUUUCCGUUGCCAGAGAGGUUUUGGGAUUAUACUGAGCAACUUUUACUAUGGGACCAAUCCCGAAAUCGCAAAAAAAAUUUGGCCGUUUCAUACAUUUUGGCUGAUCCAUUUUCUAUGGAAAGGUUAAUUUUUUUUCGCGAUUUCGUGGUUAGUCCCAUAGUAAAAGUUGCUCAGUAUAAUCCCAAAACCUCCCUGGCAACGGGAAUGCACUUAUUUUUUAGCCAUCGUGAAUAAUUCUUCUAUUUAAGGGGGUCAACUAUCUCUGCCGCUGAAUUUAUUAUGCAAUUUGGGUAGGAAAGCACAGUAUGGAAUUGGGGUUUAUUUUAAGGCAAAAACCAGUCAUAUUAUAAUUUCACCAGUUUUUAUAGAUUUAUACGUAGUCAGUGAUAUUAUUAUUUUUCAUAAUUAUUGCGUAUUUUGUUUUGAAUGGACUGAACACAAUUCUAAUAUAGAGUUUACGCGUUUUGUCUUUUUACAUACCUAUCUAAAUGUUGAAGUUGAAAUUGUAAUAAAUUAUUUUUAUGAAUUGAUUAUUAGAGUAGUAAGAUUAUUGUUUUUUUAUUACCAAAUGUGUGCAAUUACGUAAAUAUUAAUUUAAAAUUUAAGAGACUGAAAAUGUUGGUAUAAAGGGAUCUCGGGAUUUGUGACCUAACCUUUAACAGAGACGAGUGAAAAAUAAAGAUUGAAUUGCUCGAAACAAAGUUGCGUUCUUUUUGUGUUCUACAAUUUAGAUAGCGCCACCAGUCGCUAAAAUAUUUUGAGGUCUAAGUAACAACACGUUCCCUGUCCGGGUGCCCCUAAUGUGGGGCCAUAAGGGUUUUUUCAGGAGUCCGUGCUUCCACUAUGGGUUUACAACUUAAAGUGAAAGCACACUUGGACGGGUGACUUUGUCAUAUCAUUUUGUAUGGGGACAAUAAACGAGUUAAGUAAACAAAAUUACAUUCUCUCAUAAAGCACUGAGUCCAGCUCAGUCCACUGCGAUGUGACGCCAUUUAUAAUAAAUGAUGAAAAACGUAACUUUAUAUAGAGACUUCAGUUUGUAUUUACUUAUCUUAGCCUUUUUCUAAUUGUUGCGGUUGUUUUAGGUGUGCAAAUAAAACUGAUAUCUUUGUCAAUUUAUAUUAUUCCAAAAUAAACAUUUAAAUACAAUUUACUAAAUCCAUAUAUGCCAAAUGUAAAUUAAAAUACUUACCUAGAUUCCAAAGCGAUAUAAUUAUAAAUGAGAGUACAAUGUAUUAGGUUCACUAGUGAAAAGUUAAAUAAGGGCAUCUCUUUCGAUUGUCGUGUAAAAGAAAGAUACGCCAUCAAUAAUUUGUGAACACACUGUUUUCCAUAACAAGAACUAAUGUUGAAAAUGUAUAUGUUAAAAUAGGAUAACAGUCUUUUCAAUUAUAUGCUUUUUUUAUGUAUACAUUAUAAAAUCUGCUUCUAAUUUGUAUAUAAAAAUACCUAUUUUAGAUUUUUCCUUCUUAUAAAUAAAUAUAGUCCGAUAUUUGUGACGUUUUCAACCAAAAGGUUGUCGGUUGUCGACAAGGUUGAUUUCUAAUUGAUUGGUUGAAAAUGGCACAUUUGAUCAAUAUUUUAAGGUGAUUUAUCUAAUUCAUUACCAUCACUAACAACAUGUACUGUGGUACAGAUGUAGUGCAUAAUUGAGUCGCUUAACUUCAAACUCGGGCAUAGACAUAGUAUAGUAGUUAUAGACAUGAAACCGAGCGACCAGGGGUAAGAGAAAGACAUAUUCAUGUAUUGACAGGUUAAUGUAUGGCAGCAUAAUCCUUUUUCUAUUUCACUCUUAUAAAUCUCGGUAUUUCGCCAUCGCCUCCUACCUAUGCUGCCAUAACCCGACCAUGAAAAAAAAACCCGGUCGGUGAUAAGGACAAAGCAUGGCACUAUUUUAUCUUUCCUCUUAUAGGAAUCGCAAUAAGACUAUCUUUCUCUAUCAAAGAGUGUCAGGCCCUUGAACUCGGGUAAAUCCAUCUGUCAGAUUAUACGAUUUUGGUAUUAAGAAAACGUAAUAGAGUAGAUAUUUAAAAAAAAAUUGUAAAUGCCCCUGCCACGCUACAAAUGUUCAAUAAAGGUCCGCAUGCAAUGUCUAUAAAAAUGUUUAAUCAAAUUCCCCAACAUAUUUCAAACGAAAAAAAAAACUCACAACUUUUAUAAAAAAACUAAAGGCCUACUUAUUAUAGUUAUGCCCAUAUUCCUUGCAGGAUUUCUUCCAAGACCAACCUUAGCCUCGAUUGUGUAUAGAUAUGUAAUGAGUGCAAUAUUAUACUUAUAUAAUAAUGAAAAAUGUUAAGAUUGUAUUCCUUUUGUAGUUAUAAGCCAAUAUUCAAUUAUUCACCACUACCUACUGGGUAAGAAUAAUUAUAAUGUAAACUGCUACACCCUAGUAGGGUCCAUGUUUGUACUUAAGUAGACUUUUAACAUCUUUGUAAAAUACCAUGGUUGCAUUGAAUAAAUGAUAUGCUAUGAUAUGAUAUUUGCUGAGAGGGUCGAAUGGAUUUACCCAAGUUUGAAGUUAAGCGACACAAUUGGUUUCCAUCGCAUUUUCUCGGAAACAUUCGUAUUUGUCAUGCUACUUCAGUCAACCUCAGUACUUUUUGUACCGAGACUGACUGAAAUAGCAAGACACGUUCGUACGUUUCCGUAAAAAUACGAUGGAAAAUAAUUAUGCAAUUAAGUUUGA
Molecule: messenger RNA, 8526 nt
Organism: Cydia strobilella
Lineage: Eukaryota; Metazoa; Arthropoda; Insecta; Lepidoptera; Tortricidae
Gene: c11.1
Product: maestro heat-like repeat-containing protein family member 1
Exons: 12
Coding region: 130-5070 (1646 amino acids)
Cellular component (GO): cytoplasm
Source: RefSeq, a predicted model, not a curated record